Molecule: messenger RNA, 459 nt
Organism: Trypanosoma conorhini
Lineage: Eukaryota; Euglenozoa; Kinetoplastea; Trypanosomatida; Trypanosomatidae
Product: dispersed gene family protein 1 (DGF-1)
Exons: 1
Source: RefSeq, a predicted model, not a curated record
AUGUUCUACUACUUCGUAUUAGCAUCCAUCAGCGUCGACAACAGCAGUGCGGUGACGCUGACGGGCUGCAAGAUGGGCUCCACGGGGGUGUCGGGGUCCCUGCUGACGCACGCUGACGCCGGCUACAAGUUCGCCGCGGGGUGCCUGACGGUCGCGGGGAAGGUGCUGACGGCGGCUGAAAUGUGGCACAACGGCAUCGACAAAGUGACGACGGUUGCGGUGUGCGGGGAGUGCACGAAGGACGGCGACUGCUUCGGUGCGCUGACAACGGCGGUGAGUGGCUGCAAGUGCGAGUGCGCCAGUGGAGGGCACGGCGAUGUGUGCGCCCCGGCGCCUGUGCCUGCCGGCCCGCCGCCCCCGCCGCCCCCGCCGCCCCCGCCACCACCGCCGCCACCACCGGCGUUUGGCGAGUGCGUCAGCGACAUGGAGUACCCCGAGGUGACGCAGGCGGUGGGCAGC